AUGGAGCUUGAUGAAUAUUACAGCAUAGAUUCCAUAUUAGCAGAGCAACAAAAAAUACCAUGCAUCACAUUACACGAUUACAGCAAAGAAGCUAACUUGAAUGGUGAUCAUUCAGAGUUAAAGAGAGGCUCGCGCGUGGAAUUACCCUACUGGAUAGCGAAACCAUUAGCCCAAUUUACAUUACCUACAGACGACUCCCUUAUAUCCAUUGAAUUACCCAAAACAUACAGCACCAAAGUCAGAAAUGUCCUGGAUGCAAGCCCUACCAGUGUAGAUUUCAAGUUGUUAUGUCCCUAUUUCUAUCUGUUUGGCAGGAAAUUAUUAGACUUGGUUGUGGAUGACUCAUUGACAAGUGUAUUGGAAAAGGCUUUCAAGACUCGACUGCGAGAUGUUAUGGAUUUUUCACAAUCCAUUGGAUCUGCAACAGGACAAAUCUAUCUCCAGAAACUAGAUGAAACCGAGAAAGAAUUGUAUCGAGUAGGUCAGGAAAGUGCGCUACAAUUUAUACAAUGGCGAGAUAGAUCAGCUCAGCGCAUAAAGACGGUAGAGCUGGGAGCACGCUCUUGA
Messenger RNA from Mucor velutinosus, 567 nucleotides. It is a transcript of the gene NdufS2, whose product is annotated as ndufs2, NADH ubiquinone oxidoreductase 49 kd subunit. NCBI's taxonomy places the organism in Eukaryota, Fungi, Mucoromycota, Mucoromycetes, Mucorales, Mucoraceae. The coding region runs from base 1 to 567 and encodes 188 amino acids. Gene Ontology annotation, biological process: mitotic DNA replication initiation. The transcript has 6 exons. Gene Ontology annotation, cellular component: GINS complex. The record is from RefSeq and is a predicted model, not a curated record.